UGGAAACCUUCGUCCCGACCCGGAGGAGACAAUCGAGUCCGAUUUAGCCGCAGAACCCGAAGCCGAGACACUUCCAUGGGCUCAUUGACGACGUCACGCUCUCAACCGUCCGCGCGCGCGCUCCCAGCCGUUGACGUUCUCACCCCGCCAACCGGCCGUUAACGGCUCCUCGCGGGGCCUUGUUUAUAUUGUGCAGCUCGAAGCGGAGAAACAGGCCCGACGGCGCCGCUCGCGCUUACGGACGGCUCGGUUCUGGAGUGUGUUGCGCGCGCAUCGGACCUUUAACUCACCAAAGAAUAUGACCCAGAAGCAACAAUGACGUCCAGAUUUGGUAAAACCUACAGCAGGAAGGGGGGGGAGGGCACGUCCAAGUUCGACGAGGUGCUGUCCACCAAGAGGGGCACCCUGAGCACCAAAUGGGGCGACACCACCUACAAGGCCAAGGUGGGCGCCAAGCGCGCCGGCGCCCCCAAGAACGACUCGGUCCUGGAGGUCUACAAGAGACCCCGUCCGAGCGCGGACGGCUUCGAGGACCCGUUCGGGUUCGACAGCGACGAGGAGUCCAAGCCCGUUUCGUCUCGCGGCGGAAACAAGUCGUCGCCCGCCAAGCCCGGCGCCGCCGAGCCCCCCCGGGCGGAGAGACCGGGCCUCUCCCUCCAGGCGGCGUCCCGGCCGGCCGGCGACAGGAAGCAGCCCGGGCCGCUGGAGGACACGGCUCGCUUCUUCAACAGCAGCAAAGCAGAGCCCCCUCCGGCGCCGUCGGGGAGCCUGAACAUCUACUCGUGGUACCAAAACGCUUCUGAGAGCGACAAGAAGCCGCUGGCGCAGACCACCACCCUGAAGACCACCGCCCCGAAGACCCCCACACUGAAGACCCCCACCCUGAAGACCACCGCCCUCAAGACCACCGCCCCGAAGACCGGCUCCAAGGCGGAGUCCGCCUACGACUCCUGGGACGCCAUCAUGGGCCUCGGCCCGCCCUCGCCCGGCCAGCAGCCUCGUGACCCCGCCCCCACGCUGUCCUGGGCCACGGCGGGCGUCGCGGUGGGCGGCCCUGGCCUUGGGCCCCCCGCCCCCCCGCGGCCCCCCGGCGAGAGCGAGGACCUCGGCGGCGACUCCGACUUCCUGGCGGAGACGUCCUCCCGGACGUCCUCCGGCUCGCCGCUCCUCAGGAACUCGAACUGUCGGACGUACCGGAGGCCCAGCAAGCGGGCCAAGGCCUCGGACGCCGCCGCCGAUCUUCCCAAACCCGCGUCCGAAGGCGGCGGUAAGGCAGCGGGCGGCGGGGGCCGGGGCCGGGGGCGGGGCCGGGGGCGGGGCCGGGGUCGGGGACGGACGAGGGACUUCACGGUGCUGCACCCCUCCUCCGUGUCCAUGUGCAACGUCACCAUCCAGGACCGCGGCGUGGAGGAGUUCAGCGCGGAGGCGGCGUCCUCUAGUGACGGCGGCGGGUCGGCGGGGUCCGGCAGCGCCACGGAGCUGGGAGAGGAGGCGUGGCCACGCAAGAAGGAGGAGCUACACCACACCAGGUGUAAACCCACUCAGAAGUCCAAGAAGGGCCUGAAGGACCUGAAGGACCUGAAGCCGGACCUGAACCCGGACCUGAAGGACCUGAAGGACCUGAAGCCGGACCUGAAGGACCUGAAGGACCUGAAGCCGGACUUGAAGGACCUGAAGCCGGACCUGUUUGGCUUCGAGGCCGGCGGCGCCCACCUGGAGGAGAGCGGGGGGGACAGUGCUGACGGGUCGUCCAGCUACAAGAUCCAGUACUUCGGCUUCGACGACAUGAGCGACGGGGACGAAGCGGAGGCGGAGGAGGAAGAGGAGGCUAGAGAGAGGAGGUGCGCCAAGAAGGCCGCCGCGGCCGCCGAGAGGGAGAGGAGCGCGGCGCUCGCCGCUGAAGAAGCUCUGACGGAGGAACCGCCCGACCCCUUUGAGAACCUGGAGAGACUGGAGAACCUGGAGAGGCUGGAGAGGCUGGAGAGGCUGGACCGACCGGUCCAGGAGAGCAAGAAGAACUCCGAGAGCCGGGGCCGAGCAGACGCCACGGACUUCCCCGAGGACGGGCUCAGGGCGGCGGCCCGGGCGCCCAGGAGGCCGUCGCAGGGCAAGGCCGCCGAGAAGAACCCCGACACCUUCAGGAGGAUCUUCAGCGCCCACAAGAAGUCUCCCACCAAAGCCGUGUACAACGCCAGACACUGGACGUUGGAGCGGGAAGAGGAGACUCCUCCCACUUUCCUGGGCCGAUCUCACGCCCCCGCGCCGGUCUCGGCGGGCGGGUCGAGGAAGGAGCCCGCCGACGCCCAGAAGGAUGACGGCGUUUUCAAGGCUCCGCCCCCUCCUCCCAAGGUCACCAAGUUCGUGACCUUGCCCACGGACCUGUACCAGGACACCAUCACGGCGCUCAAGUGCCGCAAAGAGCACAAAGAGCUGUACACCGUGGUGCAGCACGUGAAGCACUUCAACGACGUGGUGGAGUUCGGGGAGAACCAGGAGUUCACCGACGACUUUGAGUACCUGGCCACGGGCCUGAAGAGCGGCCAGCCGCUCAACACGCGCUGCCUCAGCGUGAUCAGCCUGGCGACGCGCUGCGCCAUGCCCAGCUUCAGGAUGCACCUGCGGGCCCGAGGGAAGGUGGCGCAGGUCUUCAAGACCCUCAACGACGCCCCGCAGCACCCGAACCUGGCCCUGUGCACGGCCUCCCUGAUGUACAUCCUCAGCAGAGACCGGCUGAACAUGGACCUGGACCGGUCCUGUCUGGACCUGAUGAUCCGGCUGCUGGAGAUGGACCUGGACCAGGACCACGGGGGCGGAGCCGGGCCGGACCCGGGGGCGGACCCCACCUCCCAGUUCAGCGCCAGAGAGGUGGCCAAGAUGAAGGAGAAGAUCCGGAAGCUGUGCGACACGGUGCACAACAAGCACCUGGACCUGCAGAACAUCACGACGGGCCACCUGGCCAUGGAGACCCUGCUGUCCCUCACCUCCAAGAGGGCCGGAGACUGGUUCAAGGAGGAGCUGAGGCUGCUGGGGGGCCUGGACCACAUCGUGGAUAAAGUGAGGGAGUGUGUGGAGAACCUGAACCAGGAGGGCGAGAAGGAGAAGCUGGUGUCGUCCCUGUGGGGCGCCGAGCGCUGCUUACGGGUGUUGGAGAGCGUGACGGUCCACAACCCGGAGAACCAGGGCUACCUGAUCGCCUACAAGGACUCCUCCCUCAUCAACUCCUCUGCCAAGGUGCUGCGGCGCUGUGAGGAGAUGGUCCAGCGGUACAGCAGGGAGCUGAAUGCAGACGGGGCCGUGGGCAAAGCCGUGGAGGACUGCAUGAGGGCCAUCAUCGGGGUCCUGCUCAACCUCACCCACGACAACGAGUGGGGCAGCACCAAGACCGGGGAGCAGGAGGACCUCAUCAUGACCGCCCUGAACUGUGUCCUCAAGGUGCCCCAGUUCCUGCCUCAGGAGCAGAGGUUUGACAUCAGGGUGCUGGGUCUGGGCCUGCUCAUCAACCUGGUGGAGUACAGCGCCAGGAACAAGCACUGCCUGAUGGAGAUGGAGAUGGAGGCGGGUCCCUGUGAGGCCACCGUCCUGCCGGACCCGGCCAGCACCGGCCCGCUGAGCGCCAUCGCUGCUCUGGUCCAGGUGUGUGUGUGUGUGUGUGGCGGCGUGCCUCUGGCGCCCCCGGUGGUCAUGCCGUGUGCUGCUCCUCCUCAGCUGUUCCUCCAGCGGGAGCGCGCCGCCGUCCAGGCCGAGGCGCAGACGGACGACCUCAUCAAGGAGGCGCCGAAGCCGCCGCCCGACAAGACCGGCCAAUGGCAGGAGACGGGGGGCGAGAUCCAGUGGGUCGCCAACGACGACCACACGGACCAACCGGAGGACGAGAAGAAGGAGGAAGAGAAGAAGGAGGAAGAGAAGAAGAAGAAGGAGGAGGAGGACGAGGAGCUGGACCUCAACAAAGCUCUGCAGCAUGCAGGGAAGCACAUGGAGGACAGCAUCGUGGCCUCCUACACAGCACUGCUGCUGGGCUGCCUGUGUCAGGGGAGCACGCUGAAUGUGACGACUGUGAGGGAGAACCUGCCUAAAGGAGACUUCUCCAUCAUGACAGAGAUGCUGAAGAAGUUCCUCAACUUCAUGAACCUCACUUGUGACGUCGGCACCCCGGGUCAGAAGUCCAUCUCCAGGAUCAUUGACUACCUGGAGCACUGCUAGACACACACACACACACACAUAACCGUCUUCAUCCUCCUCAUCCUCCAGUGGACGGAUCUUCUUUCCCCGACGUUGACUCGAGUUGAACGGCCCUCCUACCCCCCCCCUCCUCCACCCCCCAUCUUCAUCUUCGCUCCGCUCGCCAAAACCACUCUGGUGGUUGACUCUCCUCCUGACCAAUCGGUGCUCUCCACGCUGUGUUCUCCUUGUUGUUCUGCCACUGACCUUUGACCCGUCGGGUAUUGAUCCGCUCCGAGGAGUUCAGCCCCGAGUCGUCUGUGGACUUAAGGUGGUAUUUUCUCUUAAGGCGGAGCGGCUGGUAAACACCGUUCAGCUCUUGAAGCGGUUUCUCCCAGCAUGCCGAGCGCUCUCAACACGCCUCAGACUGAACCCCCCCAUCACAGCCGGGCCGAAGGUCAGAGGUCAAGUUGGGACCUUCUUCCUCAGCUGGAGGUCUUUCUCCUCCUCACACGAUUCUGUCCAAAGUUUCCCAGGAUGCAUUUCUUCACGGUCACCAUGGCGACUGGGAGAGGAAGGCUCCACCAGCUCUAUUCUUGAUCGCUCAGCUCCACGUCUCUGAGGAAGACGAGCUGCGAGGAAGAGGAAACGAGUGGAUGAUGUCAUGUUCUGAUCAGCACGUCGCCACAUGUUGACCUCUCAGUUCAAAGGUCGCCACAUGUUGACCUCUCAGUUCAAAGGUCACCACAUGUUGACCUCUCAGUUCAAAGGUCGCCACAUGUUGACCUCUCAGUUCAAAGGUCGCCACAUGUUGACCUCUCAGUUCAAAGGUCGCCACAUGUUGACCUCUCAGUUCAAAGGUCGCCACAUGUUGACCUCUCAGUUCAAAGGUCGGCACAUGUUGACCUCUCAGUUCAAAGGUCGCCACAUGUUGACCUCUCAGUUCAAAGGUCGCCACAUGUUGACCUCUCAGUUCAAAGGUCGCCACAUGUUGACCUCUCAGUUCAAAGGUCGGCACAUGUUGACAUGUUGAAUAUGUUUGAAUCACAUUUCAUCAAACAUGUUCUACAUUGUUCCUCUGUGCUCACACACACACACUCAUACUCACACACACACUCACACACACUCAUACUCACACACACACACUCACACACACUCAUACUCACACACACUCAUACUCACACACACAUACUCACACACACUCAUACACACACACACUCAUACUCACACACACACACACACUCAUACUCACACACACACUCACACACACUCACACACACACUCAUACUCACACACA
Pseudoliparis swirei is the source of this 5455-nucleotide messenger RNA. RefSeq names its product wings apart-like protein homolog. The coding region runs from base 316 to 4200 and encodes 1294 amino acids. Lineage: Eukaryota; Metazoa; Chordata; Actinopteri; Perciformes; Liparidae. Gene Ontology annotation, biological process: regulation of chromosome condensation. The record is from RefSeq and is a predicted model, not a curated record. The transcript is spliced from 19 exons.